AUUCGAGGUAUCCCACGGUUAUUCACUCGCCAAUUGCGAUUCAUUCGCCACCACCUUGCGGCUGCAAGCGAUGCCUCAGUUUAUCGAGACCGUUACAAACACCAUCUCGGACUCUGCAGCCCGGUUCCGUGUCUGGCUCGAUACUCCCAAUGGCCGUGGAGUCCUCAAAUGCACAAUCGCCUACACCAUCGCUAGUCUCGCGACCUUCUUUCCACCGCUGUUCAAUUUCCUCGGCAAGCCUGAUGGUAAACAUGUCGUGGCAACUAUCACCGUCUAUUUCCAUCCGGCCCGGUCCGUCGGAUCCAUGAUUGAGGCUAUUCUCAUCGCCGUCGUAGCCGUGGCUUACGCAGAGCUUGUGUCUCUGUUGUCCAUGAUUACCUCGGUGUUCUUCGGGUCAACCAUGCAUCUCGUGACGAUAUCGCAUGUCUUAGUUGUUGUCGUGUUUAUCGGCGGUGGCUUUGGGUUCAUCGGCUGGGUCAAGCAGAGAAUGUCGAAUCCUCUGGUCAAUGUCGGCAGUACCCUCGCAUCGCUCGCCAUCAUUGGCGUUGUCACCAGGGAAAACCAUGUCAUCUCCAACGUCUUCUCCAACGAAAAAGUAGCCCAGGUGCUCAAGAUGCUCAUCAUGGGAGUCACUACGACCGCUGCAGUCAAUUUGCUCUUAUGGCGGCACUCUGCGCGUCAAUCACUCCGUCAGACCAUGAACCGAGUCUCAAUCCCUCUGGGAGACAUGCUCUACAUGAUCACAGGGGGUUUUCUUAGCGGUUCCGAAGCCGGCCUUGCGUCGGACGGGUUCGCUGCUGCUUCCGCGCACUAUUCCACGUCCUAUUCUCAAAUGAUGAAGGAUAUGAGAGAAGCCAAACUUGAGCAUUAUUUCCUUGGCUAUGAGCAGAUCUAUGACCAUGAGAGGUCUGUUGCAAGGUCUAUGGAAAAUCUGGCACAAGGUCUUGGUGGACUGAGAAAUGCAACCAACACUCAGCUCGAACAGCUGAAACAUUCCGAGCAACUCAAUCAAUGCGAAACUGGUCUUGACAGUCCGAAUACAGCUCGCGAACUUUUUGAACAAUUUAAUGCUUCGAUAAAGAUGUCAAUGACAUCCUUACGACAAGAUCUUUGCACAAUUUUGCAUGAACCGCAAUUUGGACAUCCGAGUUAUGAAGUUAAUAUUGAUGAGGAUCUACGACGAAGCUUGAUGGACUCAUUAAGCACUUUCAACGAGGCUCGGUCGGAAGCUCUGCAGCGGCUUUACGACCGCAUAGAACAGAUGGAUUCGUCACACGAAUCAAGACGAGCCAGCUCGGAGGAAGUCGCUGCUGCCUGCGGACACUUCACUUUCAGCUUGCAGGCCUUUGGUGAAGAUGUGAUGCAGUACCUAGAUGUCUUGGAUGACUUGCAACAUGUCAUCUUGCACAAAAGCCGAAGCUGGAGGUGGCUUCUGUGGUGGAAAGAUGAGAGCGCGGAGGGCCAUAAUGCAGCUAUCAGAUUGUUCGAGUCUGCUGAAGUACAUCCUUUGACCGAGACGAGACAGCGGACAGCGAGCUUUCGAGAUGAUGCAGAAGCAGUUCCGGGGCCAGUGGAUGUUAUGACCUGGAAUAAUGCCCCCGGCGUCAAUAAGAUCCUGGCUUGGUUCUGGCAAAGCAUAUCUGCAUUAUUCAAGAAAAUGGCGCGAGAUGACAUUCAAUUUGGGCUCAAAGUCGGUAUUGGCGCUGCCUUGUGGGCAAUGCUUGCCUUUCUUGAACAGACGCGAGACCUGUAUAAUCAGUGGCGUGGCGAAUGGGGCUUACUGUCGUUCAUGAUUGUCUGUUCCAUGACUGUCGGCACAUCCAACACCGUGGGUUGGGCCCGUUUCAUCGGCACCCUGUUCGGUGCUCUAUUUUCUAUCGUCAACUGGAAAGUAAGCCAUGGCUAUGCUGUGCCCCUGAUCUUCCUCGGCUGGCUCACCAGCUUUAUCAACUUCUACAUCAUUGUAGAGCGUGGUAAGGCUUCUCUGGGUCGCAUCAGUCUGCUUACGUAUAAUGUGUCGACAUUACAUACUUAUGCCAUGCAAUACAAGGCAGAUGGGAAAGACGGGACUGGCAGCGAAGGAGGCGCACACCCCGAUAUUAUAGAGAUCGUGAAGCACCGAGCCAUUGCUGUGACAGCGGGCAUUGUCUGGGGCCUCGUUGUUUGCCGAGUCAUCUGGCCCAUCUCGGCGCGCCAGAAGUUCAAAGAAAACCUCUCCGUGCUCCAUCUCCAGAUGGGCUUGAUCUGGAAGCGUGGACCCCUUGCCGUGCUGUUCCGCAGCGAGGGUUCUCAGAGCUAUCUCCAAUCAGGCGAACAAGUCGCUCUGCAGCGGUACGCCGCUAAUUUGGAAAGCCUGAGACAGUCUGCUGCGUCCGAGUUUGAGCUGCGGGGGCCGUUUCCCAUGGAUGUCUAUGGGCGUGUUUUACGAGGAACGACGCGGAUUCUUGAUGGCUUCUAUGGCAUGAGUUUGGUGGCAUACCGCAAGGGACAUCUCACGGAAGGUGAGAGGGCCUUGCUGCAGUAUACGGCCCGUGAACGUGCCAUCUUGUGCGAUCACAUAUGCCAAGCAUUCCAGGUUGUCGCCAGUUCAACUAUGUUGGAAUAUCCCUUUACAGAUGCGACUCCCAGCAUCGUAUCGGCGCGCGAGAAUCUCCUCGCCAAGAUCUUUCAAUUCCGAAAGGAUUAUUCUUCGACGUCAGCGAAUGGAAGAGGCCAAGUCAGCACCGAUUUGGCUGAACCCUUGGUAGAGGAGAAGGAUUAUGCUCUGCUGUACGCUUAUACUCUUGUCACAAGCCAAGUGGCGGAUGAAUUGAGGAUGGUCGGCAAGGAGAUUGGGAGCUUGUUUGGUGUGCUCAAUGAGAAUACACGUCUUCUAAGGUAGCUACUUAAGGCUGCAUCUGGCCUCUAACAGUAUAUGCCAUUCAAAGAGAGCCUUGAACCUGUACGAUAAAGCUUGAGAUAGAUGU
Messenger RNA from Ilyonectria robusta, 2966 nucleotides. Its product is annotated as Fusaric acid resistance protein-like-domain-containing protein. The coding region runs from base 71 to 2881 and encodes 936 amino acids. The record is from RefSeq and is a predicted model, not a curated record. The transcript is spliced from 2 exons. Lineage: Eukaryota; Fungi; Ascomycota; Sordariomycetes; Hypocreales; Nectriaceae.